Neocloeon triangulifer is the source of this 2805-nucleotide messenger RNA. It is a transcript of the gene cpx, whose product is annotated as complexin. Bases 285 to 665 code for a protein of 126 amino acids. Gene Ontology annotation, molecular function: syntaxin binding. Gene Ontology annotation, biological process: regulation of neurotransmitter secretion; synaptic vesicle exocytosis; neurotransmitter transport. The transcript is spliced from 4 exons. Lineage: Eukaryota; Metazoa; Arthropoda; Insecta; Ephemeroptera; Baetidae. Gene Ontology annotation, cellular component: SNARE complex; terminal bouton. The record is from RefSeq and is a predicted model, not a curated record.
GCGGCGCCGCUCACUCGCACACAAACACCCCGACCUUCUUCUCUUGCUCCUCUCUUUCUCUCUCGCGCUCUUCUCUCUUCACUCUUCUGAUCUCAACGACAAACAGCAGCGCCGAGUAUAAUUUGCCCGCUCGGCAAACAUUAUUUUCGCUCUCAGCUCCGAUGGGCCGAUAGCGACAUAAUUCCGCAAUCAAUAGCGGACGCCACAGACAGACGGACGCUUUAAGAGAAAGAGGAGUGCAUGAACUUUGUACUCGUAACGAGCCACUCGUGAUUUAAGCCAACAUGGACAUCCUAGGAGCGGUCGGCGGCGACGAUGACGGCGACGAUAAGGAAAAGGAGGAAGAGGCCGAAAGAGAACGCCAGGAGGCGAUCCGCGAGGCCGAGGAGCGACGCAAGGAGAAGCACCGGAAAAUGGAAGAGGAGCGCGAGAAGAUGAGGCAGGAAAUCAGAGACAAGUAUAACAUCAAAAAGAAGGAGGAAAUCCAGGAGAUGAUGCCGCCGGAGGAUCCCAAUCCCUUAAUGCGCAAGAAAAAAACGCCCGAGGAGUUGGCCCGCGAAGCCGAAGCCGAGGAUGAAGAUGAGUUAACGAAGUUGAAAAAUUCCAUAGAAACGCAAGUAGCGGAGAUCAAGACGCAAAUUGAAAGUAAAUGUGUUCUUCAGUAAAUUCAGGCGGCUAGCUGAUGCGGUUAACUAAAAUUACGAGAUAUGUUAAAAAACAGUAUUAAUAACAAUUAAAAAGAGAACAGAACUUAGUCAAAACAAAGUAACCCACGAUUUAACGAGUAAUUUAAAACCAGAAAUCGUAUGAUUCGAGUUUUAGUCAGUGCGAAAACCAAAGAAAUGUAAACGUUGUAAAAAGCAAGAGGAAUUAAGUGGUUGUCGGACGACGCGAGACGGAAAAGGAGAAGCGCAACUACUUAACUUCCAGCAAACACACGGCAGAAUCAAGAGUGAUGAUAAUAAUAAUAAGUACAUAAUAACAAACGAAAAAAAACACAGAGCCUGCCACUCGAAUCCAAAUUCCCGGAGGAAAUAACGCAUAAUGCAUUGCUGGAGAAUAUUUUUGUUGUUGCUCGAUCUCUCUCGAUUCUAAAAUAAUUCCGGAGGGAAAUUGGAUUGGACCGGCCGAGCCGUAGGAGAGAACAAGAAAGUGUGUGUGAUGAUAACAAAAAUAAUACAACGCAAACAUGAUGAGUCCCCCCUUUUAUCAUUUCUCAUGGGCCCAACGUUACGUUAUGUAUCAAAUAUAUAUAAAUAAUGUUAAAAGCAAGCGAGUACUAAAAGUGUGUCGUAGAAGAGGACAAAAUUGUAUAUAUCUGAAUGAGGAGAAAAUACCAUUCCGCACCCAACAUGCAAGAGAAGUAAAAGUAGAGCUUUGCAACAGGAUGAUUAAACAACAAAUUUUCCUUUCAAUUCGGCAAACGAUUGUGCAAAUCCGAGAACAAUCCCGCUUUAUUAAAAAUACACAUAAUUAAAAACCUCACAAGUAAAAACAAGUACGAAUCAAAAUUCGCCUGAUGUGUCAGCAGCAGUAUAAAAACACGGAGAAAUCGAUCCCAUUUAAAGAAACGAGAAAUUCUUUGUGAUGCCAACGUUACUGAUAAAAAUAAUAAUAUUAUAAAUAUUAUUAACAGAGUUAACGACAUCAGGAACUGAAAAAUAUUGCUACAAUAUUGUAACCCAGGGAACUAUUAAAUGGGAGUUAAAAAAAAGAUGAGAAAUUGAUUGUUUGAAUUUAAUACUGAAUGUCCUGUGUCAUUUUAUACCCGCGAAUAUAUUGUUGUAGUCGUUGUAAUUAAAGAAGAAAAAAAAAUCAAUUAAAGAUGGAUACCUUUUUGUUACUUGUAUGAUCACAUAGACUGAGUCCAAAAGGAGUAAGACAAAACAUUACAGAAAUAAUAGGAGAAAAAAUACUUAUUUUUUCCACUGUUUUCAAUUACAUUCAAGGCGAUCGAAAGAGACGGUGCGAAAUAUUAGACGAGCAACAGAAAAAUGCUGAAUCAUUUCGUGUUUGCUAAAUCAAUGAGUGUGGUAUGUGUUUUCAACAUGAAAAAAAAAUUUACAAAGAAAAAAAGUUCAGCACUUUCGCGUUGCGCGGUACCUAGGUGUUUGAUGAGAAUUUAUACGUCAUGCAUAUGUGUUCUCUCUGUUCUUAAUUUGCGUAUAUAAAUAUAUAUUAUAUUUCUCUCGAUGGUUCAAACGUCAUGAAUUAAGAUCAUCAAUCUUGCUGUGCGUCACUGGGUUUGCAUCGAAAACCGACCGACCGGCGAAAGACCGCGGCGGGAAUGCGAAGCUCCUCCGCCCCGGGCCUUUCUCCUUUCUCCCCCCAACGUGAAAUAUUUGGGCAACAUGUUAAAUAAAAGCGUUUAAUAUUGAAUGUUCUUCUCUUGCAUGCUCUUCUCUCUCUCUCUCUAUCGCUCUCACUCAAGCAAUUAAACUCGCCAUAACUCUUUCUAUCGCUCCUCUUCUCCGUACUCUAUAAAAAAAUAUAUAUUACACCUUCCAAGGCAAAGUUGAAAGUUGGAUUUUCCUCUGAAAAAACUCUUAAACUUUUUUCAUUAGCCGAAAAUUUAGCUUCUCCUUUUUUUAACAAAAGUUUCUUCAACUUUCAACUUUCCCCGUCUUGAUAAUUAUCGCUCGCGCAGAGGUGGAAAAGCAGUCCAUGAUAAUUAUUGUUCAGUCGAAACAAAACAAGCUCGAGCGCGUCCGGCCAUCAGCCGGCCGCUCAGCUGGAUAUUGGAGAGUCAAUUAUUUACAUACUAAUUUAAUCAACACCCAUAUUAAGCCAGAGUUUCGGUCAAUA